UUUAGAUGCAUCAUUUCUUCAAACGACUGAUUAAUAACAUAAACGGCACGUCGUUCAACUGAAUAGAACCAACUCUGACCGAGCGUGUUGCAAAGCGCGUUGACACCGCUCUUACGAAGCCGAACUCACUGUAGAUGAAGCGCUCUGCUGCUCCUAUUCGAUUCAUCGCCGCUGCGGCCGCAGACACUCCUGCUAUGUCUUCUCGCUCUUCUUAUCGAGGUGGCAGAAAGCAAUGGGGAAGAUGCUUUUCCGACAUGCCUUGUACCGGCGGAAGAGACCAGGAAGUUGUGACUGGAGAAUCGCACAUCCAGUCAGUUCGGGAAGCCAAUUUAGGUAUCCGUCAAGCAGCAGGUGGAGGUUUCAGUAGACCGCGACCUUACAAUCAAAGCCAGCAUCUUCAUCGACCUCCGCGUUACAAUCCAAAUCAACAUUUUCGACAACCUCCACCAUUCGUUCAGAGUCAAAACCAUCAGUUUCGUCAAGCUUCGCAUUUUGAUCAGAAUCCAGCUUUUCGACCGCCUCAGCAGUUCCGACCGCGACCUCCGAAGCCCUUGGAUUAUCGGGAGUGGGAGUAUGCAAAAAAGGUGCCUCCUCCUAAUUCUGAUAAGUUUAUUGUUCUUUCCUAUAAUAUACUGGCUGAUUAUCUUGCUAUUAGCCAUCGGAGCAAACUUUACUUUCACAUACCACGCUAUAUGUUAGACUGGGAUUGGAGAAAGAGAAAUAUACUUUUUGAGCUUGGCUUAUGGUCAGCUGAUAUAAUGUGCUUUCAGGAGGUUGAUAGAUUUCAGGAUUUAGAAGAACAGUUGAAGAUAUGGGGAUAUAAUGGCAUUUGGAAGAUGCGAACUGGCAAUGCAGUCGAUGGUUGUGCAAUCUUUUGGAGAACAUCAAGAUUCAAGUUGCUGCAUGAAGAAUCUGUUGAGUUCAAUAAGCUUGGACUUCGGGAUAAUGUCUGUCAGAUAUGUGUGCUAGAGCAGUUAACAAGUAAACAUUGUAAUGCAGAUUCAUCGGCACUGCCUACGAGUUCAGAAGGUUCUGAUAAAGUUGUCAUAUGUAAUAUUCAUGUACUUUACAAUCCUAGAAGAGGAGAAAUUAAGCUUGGUCAGGUUAGAACACUUCUAGAUAAAGCACAUGCUGUUUCGAAAACGUGGAAUGCGCCGGUUGUUCUUUGUGGAGAUUUUAACUGUACUCCAAAGAGUCCGUUGUACAACUUUAUCUCAGAACAGAAGUUAGAUUUGUCUGGAGUAGAUCGAGAUAAAGUAUCAGGACAAGCUUCUGCUGAAAUACGUCCUCCAAGGCCAUAUAACCCAAGUCAUAAUACUAAUCCCAAUCCCAGGACUCAUUCUUCCAAUAACUCAAUUCCAGCUACUCUGAUGGCAGAUAACCAGCUGGGUGAUUCUCUUUCUGAUACACAGAUACAGAAUAACCCAGACAAAAUUGAGGAGAAUAUUUCUUCUAGUAAUUAUCACUCUGAGCCUCUACAUGCUAGAACCAUGCUUGAUGGGUCUGACAUGUCAUUCAAAACUAUGCAGUCUGGGACUAAGGAAAAUGCAAUAUCUGUUGAAGAGACAAAAGGAACUCAGCAGGAUGUUACAAACAACUGUAAGGAAGGUUCUGAGUCAACUAUGUCAGUUUUGAUUGAUAACAUUAAGGAAAAUCUAACUAUAUCUCACAGUGAAAGUCAGUUUGCUGUUGAUCAAAUGAAUGUGCAGAUUUAUAACUUGACUCCCACAUUAGCUUCCAAUGCUCAAGACGCCUAUCCUGAUAAGAAUGAGAUGGAGCAGAUGAAGUCUGGUUCUCUUUCUAGUCAAGGAUUGUCAUGUGAGCAUUCCCAUUCUAAUAUUUAUGAAGAAAAUAAAGGCGCAGAAUCCAAUAAUCUUUCACAAUCUCUUAAAGUCUCUCUUCUGGAGAGCUCUGGAAAUCUGCCAUCCCAGCUUAUUAUUAAUGAUGAGAAUUGUAACCCUUCAGACACCUGUCAAACCAAUAUCUCAAGCGUCUCUACAAGCAUUUACCAUCCAGAUAAGAAACUGGAUGAUGCAUAUCCGCAGAAUAGAAACAACAUCCAAGGGGAAAGCAGGAUGCUACGUGAAAGUCAGAGUGCAUUUUUGUCUGCACUGCAUAAGUCGGAAGAUUCCCCAGAUUUUUGUCAAAUUGGACAAUCAGAUUUUGCUCAUUCCCAGAAUGAAUUUUCUUCUGAUCCAAAUGACUCUCAGUCGCCUUCACCUAGUAAUGAAGGUCUUGAUGACUUUUCUCUGGACCUGGAUUCCGAGGCUGUCAAUGUGGACAGAACUGCAUAUGAUCCAUCAUUGUGGACUCCAAUGGAAAUAGCAACUGCGACUGGCAAUCCAGACAGCACAAGUUUGGAACAUCCUUUAAAGCUCAAAAGCACAUAUGCAGAAGUUGAGGUAGAUAUCUUGGACUGUUCGGGGACAAGAGACUCAAAUGGAGAACCCUUGGUGACCAGCUACAACAGGUGUUUCUUAGGCACAGUUGACUACAUAUGGUAUUCAGAAGGUCUCCAGACUAUCCGGGUGCUUGCUCCAAUACCUAAACACGCUAUGCAAUGGACACCUGGCUUUCCAACAAAGAAAUGGGGAAGCGAUCAUAUUGCCUUAGCUUCUGAGUUGGCAUUCACCAAAAACAAUGAAUAAUAACUUGGAAGUCCACUUAUCACUUUGCAAUCAGAAGCAGCUUGUAAAUUACAAGCCAAUUAGCCUUGAUUUCGCCAUUGCAGUUUUAAGCGUCUAUUGCUUUUGUACAAUUCUCUGUAUGCAUUGAUUCUUAGCUGAAAUUUUAAUUUGUUUAGCAUUUGAAUUUUGUUGGGAGAUGCUUGCAUGUGAUUUUCUACAGAUGAUGCGGAUUAGUAACAGAAACUUUUCGCUAGUGCAUUUAUC
Molecule: messenger RNA, 2891 nt
Organism: Manihot esculenta (cassava)
Lineage: Eukaryota; Viridiplantae; Streptophyta; Magnoliopsida; Malpighiales; Euphorbiaceae
Product: carbon catabolite repressor protein 4 homolog 6
Exons: 15
Coding region: 135-2648 (837 amino acids)
Molecular function (GO): 3'-5'-RNA exonuclease activity
Source: RefSeq, a predicted model, not a curated record